AUGCUUAGAGUAGACCUUGACCGCCAGCUUAACCACUUACAGGAAGAGAUUGCGCUGCUUGCCAAUGUAGUCGACAAAGCUAUCUACCGCUCGGUCGAAGCGCUGAAGAACCGGGACCUGGACGAGUCACAGGCCGUGAUAGAUGGCGACGACUACAUAGACAUGAAGCGGUACGAAAUAGAAGAGCUGUGUGUGGACCUGAUCGCCACCCAGCAACCCAUGGCGGGAGACCUGCGCGCCAUAAUUGCCAUGCUGCACAUUGCAGUAGAGCUGGAACGAAUGGGCGACUACGCUGAGGGCAUCGCCAAAAUCAGUAUUUUGAUGGGCAACGAGCCGCCUCUGAAACCGCUCAUCGACAUUCCGCGCAUGGCGAACAAGGCCACGGAAAUGCUCCGCAACAGCAUGGAUUCCCUGGUGGAGCGGGACCUGGUCAAGGCGGAGCAGGUCUUGGAUGACGACGACGAGGUGGACGACCUGUACGACCAGGUUUACCGUGAGCUGUUGCUCUUCAUGAUCCAGGACCCGCGCAGCAUCCAGCGGGCCACAUACUUGCUUUGGGCCGCCCACGACCUGGAACGCAUCGCGGACCGCGCCACCAACAUUGCCGAGCGGGUGAUGUUCCUGAUUACCGGGCGGAUCAGGAAGGAAAAGGUAAGCAAGUAUUAG
Molecule: messenger RNA, 666 nt
Organism: Geodia barretti
Lineage: Eukaryota; Metazoa; Porifera; Demospongiae; Tetractinellida; Geodiidae
Source: the annotation of a GenBank genome assembly